Salvelinus fontinalis (brook trout) is the source of this 9597-nucleotide messenger RNA. Its product is annotated as E3 ubiquitin-protein ligase RNF165-like. Bases 3834 to 4721 code for a protein of 295 amino acids. The record is from RefSeq and is a predicted model, not a curated record. Gene Ontology annotation, molecular function: ubiquitin protein ligase activity; zinc ion binding. NCBI's taxonomy places the organism in Eukaryota, Metazoa, Chordata, Actinopteri, Salmoniformes, Salmonidae. The transcript is spliced from 8 exons.
UCGGCACAACCUAGAGGACAUGUGUGGUACUUAAUAUUUCCUAAGCGUGAAAAUACCGAUCCAUCGACGCUUUGUCAACGAAGCAGUUGCCUGUCAGCUCAGUGCUAGAACUGCUUGAAUGUAGGUUGGAACGGACCAUCUGCAUGGGCUAUAUCUCUCAUCAACCCAGCGGCAAGACAAGGAUCCAAUAAUGGUUUUAGUGCAUGUCGGAUAUCUGGUUCUUCCUGUAUUUGGCUCAGUAAGAAAUAGAGUUUCGAGGCUGGCUCUACAUUCUGCAUUUAUCAGAUCUUUGUCGUCCCUCCCAUUGUGUAGCUAAUGAUCAUCUGCUGCUGUGUGGUGUGGCGUGGCCUCUGCCUGUUCUCUGCAUUUAGCUGUAUUGAAUCCCUUCUUCAUUUCCUCUUUCCAUCAGAAGACGACAUUGGUGUAUAUAUAACAACAACAAAAAUGUAUCAUUCAACCAUAGAGUAUAUGUGGAAAAACUAAAACAAAUAGCUAACACCUAUAGAAUAACUUUUUGUCUUUGUCAAGUUGUUGUAGAGUUAACACAUUUUUAGCUCUUAAAGAGAAUCAAAUGUAUGUCAUUGUGUACCUCCCAUUCAGUCUUGAUUAUGACAACAGCCUACUGUAAAUCCCUGUAAAGUGGAUACAUUUUGCAUGGAUUCUAUUUCUGCAUUGCUUUACUGAACACCAGAAUUUGGCAAAUUUUCUUAUUUUUUUCCCCUAUGGAAAAUGUAUUGUACAAAGGUAGCUAAGUAAUAGUAUCUUUUGCUCCAAUUGGCAUUCUUUUUACAUGUUCAAUUACAUGUAAAGCUUAUGCAUUGUCACAUUUCAUUGAAUACGAUCACACACACAAUUAUAAUUAUCCUCGUGGUCAUCUGAGUGAUUUCAAAAUAGACAACACAUCAACAUUUUAUAAAUACGGGUACACUUCACCUCUUCCCAACAACCUGUCAUAACCGCCUCCAUUUGUGUAACCCUUUUGUUCUGAAAAUGUAAAUCUUUGAAACACUGAAUUAUCAGGCCUUUUGCUCACCUUUUGCUCAAAGCCAAAACCAAAUCGUAAUGCUAUAAGUGGUUGUUCACUUCCCAAUGAGCCUCCCCACUAACAAAAGUACAAAAUGCUAUCCAUUUCACAGGGAUGCUUAUCUCCUGCACUGCUACAGUAAAUCUUCUAGUAGAGUAAUAAGGUAUUUUAUUGUUUGGUUGUGGUCUCUCUUUACCUUUUUGUUCUGGUAAUGGUGCUUUCAAUGCAUGGUCACGUUAUGAUUCAUAUGAUUUUGUUUUUUUUACAUUGAAUAGUAAAUUCCAAUGUAAUCUUUCUGUAGUAAAGAUGUACCCUACCGUGCUGUAGCCAACCACAUCUGCUCAUUAGAUGCUGCUUCUGUUCUUAUUAACCCUAUAUGGAGCAUGGUGGGCCUUGCCUUCAGUCAAUGUUGUUUAUUUUUGUUGCAUGGUGUUUAUAUUAUCAUUAUUACAAAAACACAAAUUCCACAAACUAAUAUUUUUCAAUAAAGAAUAUAGUCUUUUUCCUAACCUUCAGUGUGCUUCUUGCUGAUUUCCAUUUAUUGUCUUUAGCCCUCCCCUCGUCCCUACCUGCCCCCUUCCACCCCACCCACCUCUCCCGCUGUGACAAAGAUAGACAAUUUCAAUGCUUUUAUCAUCACAAGGCCUGAAUGAGUCUAUCCCCUGUCAUUCAUGGUGAUUGUACCACUGAGACAAUUGAAAGUGCAGUGUGCCAUCGUUGAUCCUUGGAUCAAAUGCUUCUCUAUUAGGAUUUAACCAUUCUGAUUAGUGACUGGUUAGGAGCUGAAUGUGACAAAAAAUAACCCACCCCAUUCAGAUGUUUCUGGAAGAUUACAGACCCUUGACUAUUUUACAAGGCAUUUUGUAGCACUGCACCUUCAAGUCUACUCCAACUUAAUGACCCAAAUGCAAUGUAGACUUUGCCUUUUUCUCAAUUGUAGGGCUUUCACCUGUUUUCAUCUGAAUGUGUUAUCCACUCUACCACCAACACUUUAGCAUGUUCUUCAUGUUAGAAAAGGUGAAGGUGACUUUCACAAAGGCAAUACAUAGGUUCGUCCUACAAUGUUUGUGCUAGGCUGCGUAUAGCACAGGGUAUAGAUUCACUUUCCAUUUGUUUGAUGUUCUUUUUCCAGGACUUCUCUUGCUGCCCGAGUCCAAAAUGCAUUUUACCACAAUGGAAAACAUGUCACUGACUACGAAAUCUCGUCCUAUAAAUUGUGUUCUCCCCUUUCAAACAUAUUUUGUCAUAUUGCCAUCAAUGUCUCAAUGCAGCCUAGGCCACCUUCAUGCUAAUUGCAAUCCAUUCCUAUCAAUGUUAUUUCCAUUAGAAUUGUCAGCCCUAUAUAGUAUGGAGACAGUGUACUGUAACUGUGGUGCACUGUACUAGUCUCUGAUUCAACAGCAGCCUGUUUUCUUCAGCUGCUAGAUAGCUGUGGUUGGAAGAGGGGAAAAGUACUGUCAAGCUAUUUCCUCUGCACCAACGAAUCUACACAUGGGAAACGUUUGGGUAGCAGUGUGUGUCAGUGAGAGUAAGAUACAGGCCUAGGCAGUAUUUGAAUUGAUUUCUUGAAGGAGAUAGACAAAUAUGUUGUAGGCUUUAUGUAGCCUUGGCCUUGACUCGUGCUCAUAGAUAUUUCACAUCUUGGCAUUUGCUGUUAGAUAUUUCUGGGUAGUGAUGUAUAAACAGACACAUCAUUGAUGUUGUGCUGUAUAAUGUUACCCACAGUUCAACAAGGUGAAACCGUUAUCAGAAGAAAGACACACUCACAGCAAUGCUAUCACAUUGUUAAAAUCCUCAGUGAUUAUAUAGGAUGAACAGUUUGUGUCAUAAAAAAAUAAACAUCUUAGGAAUAGAUGUUCUGCCUUUUGUCCCACUGUGGAUCAAUGAUGUCAUUCAUCUGAAUGUCACACUAGAUCUUGAAGUUGGAGAACAUUUCUGGCAGAACUUCUAUCAAAGGGUUUCGAGGUCAUUCCGAUAUUUUACAGAACACUUCUGGCAGAACUUCUAUCAAAGGGUUUCGAGGUCAUUCUGAUAUUUUACAGAACACUUCUGGCAGAACUUCUAUCAAAGGGUUUCGAGGUCAUUCCGAUAUUUUACAGAACACUUCCUGCAGAACUUCUAUCAAAGGGUUUCGAGGUCAUUCUGAUAUUUUACAGAACACUUCUGGCAGAACUUCUAUCAAAGGGUUUCGAGGUCAUUCUGAUAUUUUACAGAACACUUCUGGCAGCACUUCUAUCAAAGGGUUUCGAGGUCAUUCCGAUAUUUUACAGAACACUUCUGGCAGCACUUCUAUCAAAGGGAUUCAAGGUCAUUCAGAUAUAUUACUGGUACCCCUAGAUAUUAAAACUAGAUUAAUUUGAAAAGCACUCUGUUACACGAUUUAAAUGCACAAUCCUGGGCACGCACAUUGCCGAAGAGUCAGAUGCCCAGAGGUGAGAAUCCAACCAGAAGGUCAGAUGUCACAUGAUGCCAUAAUAGACCGUGUUUGGAAGUAUUAACAUUUUCCAUGCAGGUUUGAAUGUGUUACUUCACCAUAUCUCCCUAUCCCCUGAUGUAAGUUUCACCAUAGGUAAGACUUAGGGCUUUUGUAAAGAUCCUCCUACAGAAACACAAUUACAUCACACAAACACACACUCCAUGUCACAUACACAAUAAAUUCUAACCUACCGUUUCUCUCUCUGGUGUCUGACUCCCUCUCAUUGUUUCCACAGGAUCCCACUUUAACCGGCAGCAGCAGCAGCAUAGCCAUGCUACCUCUUGUCGGCACUUCCAGCUAGGCCCCCAGGCCCAGUUGCCCAUUGACUUCCCAAUGCCCCACCCAGGUCAGCCCCAGUCGGGCAUCAACCCCCACCUGGCUCCCCCUGGCCACCAGCAUUCUCCCCAGCUCCACCCGCCCCUCAACCCCAUACCCCCCACACCCCAGUUCCAGGACCUUUCUGCCCCCCCUUUCCUACCUCAGGCCUUACACCAGCAGUACCUCCUCCAGCAGCAGAUCCUAGAGACCCAGCACCGGCGCAUCAUGCCACCUUCCAGCAGACACCAGCCCCACAGACUGCGGCCGGGUUACGAGUUUGCUCCCGCCCUCCACAUCUCCCCACAGCCUGCGGCCCAGCAGCCUCGCUACCUGGCUGAAGGCACAGACUGGGAUUUGAGUGUGGACGCGGGGCUCCCUCCUCCUCAGUACCACGUCCGCCCACUGCCCCAGCACUACCAUCACUACCUGACAUCUCCCAGGAUGCAUCACUUCCCCAGGAACAAUGCCUCCACCCAAGUGGUUGUCCAUGAGAUCAGAAACUACCCGUAUCCUCAGUUACACCUGCUGGCCCUGCAGGGCCUCAACCCCUCCCGCCACGCAUCCGCUGUGAGAGAGAGCUAUGAGGAGCUACUGCUGCUGGAGGACAGGUUGGGCAGUGUGAACCGGGGGGCUGUCCAGACAACUAUUGAAAGGUUUACCUACCCUCACAAAUACAAGAAGAGGAUACCUCAGGACCUUAAGCUAGGGCUGGUGGAUGAGGAAUUGGAUACAGAUGAGAAGUGUACCAUCUGUCUAUCAAUGCUGGAGGAUGGAGAGGAUGUCAGGAGAUUACCCUGCAUGCACCUCUUCCACCAGGCGUGUGUGGACCAGUGGCUGGCCACCAGUAGGAAAUGCCCCAUAUGCAGGGUGGACAUUGAGACCCAGCUGGCACCAGACAGCUGAUGCCUCCUUUCCCUGCCCCCAUCUUGUAAAACCCCACCUCAUCCCUAGGGGGAGCUCUGCCAAACAUCCCCCUUCCCAUCUGCAUCACAAAUGAGCCUGCCUUCUGAGCCAGCUGAAGAAGACAAUGAACGGGAGGGGAGGUGAGAGGGAUUAACAAAGCACACUGAUCCAAACAAUAGAGAAACAAAAGAGGCUGAUGGAUGGAUGGGUGGAUGGAUGAAGAAGAGAGGCAGAAGGGUGCCAGAAUGUAUGGACAGAUUUGCAGGGCCUCCAUCAGGGUUUUGCACCGUAGCAUUAGCUUCUCCAUACACUCAGAGAUGAGAUCCUCCAUUAAACCCCCUAGCGAGUGUGUGUGUUGUGUUGUUGGGUUUGUAUAUAGGCCUAUUCUCUACCGCUGAUGUGUACUGGUCUCACUCCCUCUUGAUGAAACCCAAAACACUGAGCUCUAGCUACAGCACAUCUGUGCGAAACAUGACAAGAUAUGAAAUCAGCAGGGGGGUGUUUCUUGAAAUGAGCUUCUGUGGCCUAAUACAUAUUGUGUUAUGGAGUGUAGUAUUCUUGUUAUUGAUCACCGGUAUUUAACAGGGUGACAGUGUGGUGUAGCAAGCAAAAAUCCCACUUUAAGAAAUAAGGUGGGGAAAAAAUACAAAAUGGGGAAAUGCUCUUCUUUAAAAGAGGGUAAUAGGCGUACAGGCAGCCUUUAGGCAAUGAGGAAGUGCUAGCUAUGUAUAAAGGCCAAUCAAUAGGUGGAUUUCCAGUACAAUAGAUCUCUGCUAUCACAGUGGAUGCUAGAGAUGCUAACCAGGCAUGGCUUCAGUGGUUUGUAUUGUGCUGUAUUGGGGCCUCUACCCUAGAACUGAGGCCCCAGAUAUGCAUGCUGUAUGGCAGGCUUGGGCUGUCUUGUGAUUGUGGAGCAGUAGGAAGUCUGCGCAGGAUGACGUUUAUUGUCAUGCGUCUUGUCCUGGAGGCAGAACUCGGCGAUUUCCUCUAGACGGAACAGCUGCAAAGUCAGAAUUGGCUAUAUUGUAAAAAUUCAUUAAAACAAUUUUAGGUUAGGGUUAGCAGUGUGGUUAGGUUUAAAAUCAGAUUAUAUGACUUUGUGGCUGUGCCAGCUAGUGACCACUCUGCAGAGCUGCCUCCAGAACAAGAUUCAUGACGGGGGGAAAAACUGAAAAGUCUGCAGUAUCUCUGCAUGUGAACCAUACAUGGUAUGACUCUCUCCCUCAUCCAUGGAGCAGGAUGAAGUUUCUCUUAGAUGCGGAUCUUAGGUCAGUGUUGUGUCUCCCCUCCUAAUAAUUAAGAUUAGAAUUGGUGGAAAGGAACGCUGAUUAUAGAACUGUGCCUAUGGGCAACUUCUGCUCACAUCCUCAUCCAUAGCACAAUCUUUAAGGCUGGCAUUGGCUGUAGGAUGCAGUGUCUGUGUAUUGUCUUUAGAGUGAAUACAAUGUAGUUAUUUUAUAAUAUACACUACCAUUUAAAGUUUGGAGUCACUUAGAAAUAUCCUUGUUUUUGAAAGAAAAGCAACCUUUUUUUGUCCAUUAAAAUAACAUAAAAUUGAUCAGAAAUACAGUGUAGACAUUGUUAAUGUUGUAAAUUACUAUUGUAGCUGGAAACGGCAGAUUUUUCAAAUGGAAUAUUUACACAGGCCCAUUAUCAGCAACUAUCACUCCUGUGUUCCAAUGGCACAUUGUGUUAGCUAAUCCAAGUUUGUAAUCGAACCCACAAAUGCUGAUGCUCCAGAUACUCAACUAGUUUAAAGAAGGCCAGUUUUAUUGCUUCUUUAAUCAGAGCAACAGUUUUCAGCUGUGCUAACAUAAUUGAAAAAGGGUUUUCUAAUGAUCAAUUAGCCUUUUAAAAUGCUAAACUUCGUUUAGUUAACACGACGUGCCAUUGGAACACAGGAGUGAUGGUUGCUGAUAAUGGGCCUCUGUACGCCUAUGUACGUAGAUAUUCCAUAAAAAAUCUGCCGUUUCCAGCUAUAAUAGUCAUUUACAACAUUAACAAUGUCUACACUGUAUUUCUGAUCAAUUUUAUGUUAUUUUAAUGGACAUUUUUUUCUCUUUUUUUCAAAAACAAGUACAUUUCUAAGUGACCCCAAACUUUUGAAUGAUAGUGUAUACCAGGACCUUAUUGCCUACAGAACAAGACCAUGUGAUUUAUACAGUACAUAGCAAACAACCUCCAUUGUGUUUCGCUUCCCUUCCUUUCAAUCUCAGUUGCUCCUGUUUUUUGAUACAAGAAUACAGCUGGUGUUCCAGGGAGAGAUCCAACUCGUAAGCCUUUGUUCUGUGUUCUGGAAUGUGUAAGAUGGUCCCCCAUGAUGGUAGUCGUAUGGUAUUGCUAGAGCAAAUGUAAACUGUUCAGUGAUGGAAGCUGUUUUCCCUAUAUCGUGCAUGAAUCAUGUUGGUGUAGUUCACUUGAAAGAGGGUUAAAGGGAGAAAAAGCCAUUUAUUUAAAAAUACCAAACAAUUAUUCUUAGUAUUUAGAUUUAUUUGAUUUGUUAUUAGUCCUUUCUUCAUUUCAGUUUUCUUUCUAUCAAUUUGUUUUGAGCACUCAUGCUAAUUUGGACAUUGGACCAAGUCCUUGUCCAUUUCUUACCAUUUUGAAGAAAUGGCUGCAAUGCUGCAGAAAACAUUUAUUGUUGCAAUAAUCUAGCUUGUUUUGUUAAUGCACUAUAUGGCGUGUCUGAAAUAGAUUUGGUGGUGUGGGGUCUCCUUGUACUAGCUUAGCUUGUGUUCGGUUACACGUAUCUUCAUGCUUCCUUGUGUACUUUUGGAGGUUGACUUGACUGUGUGUUGCGUUUUUUAUUUCCCUUUGUCCAAACCCCUCCAUCCCCAAAAAACUACAGACAGACAAGGAGGGUUGCUAUUUCACAUAGGAUGCUCUGAGUUGAAAUGCAUGAAGUAUUUCACAAUAAUUUGUGGUUGCAUAUUUAAUGUAUUUUCUCUCAUGAUUCCGUAAUUGAAUAAAUCUAUUUACCUAGAAAUAACACAAUGUUGGGGGAUACCUCAUUAUGCAUAGGUUGGUGGGGAUGCUUUGCAUGCAAGUUGUGUUUUUCAGAAGAAGAAUUGUCAUUUGGAAGGGUGACUAGGUGUAACGGGCUCUGUCUAUAGCCAACGUGGUGCUGUUGAUCUUCAUUCCAUUCCAUUCAAUUUAGAAGAUUCCCACACUCUGCUUUAAUCUAGUGAACAGACUGACCAGGUGCAAAUGUUUCAGCAUGUAAACCUCCGUCAUUGCACUCCUAGCAUGGCUAAACCCCUCACUGGCAUAGAGGAAAUAUGAUACUUUUGUUUUUCAUAUUUAUCCCGGAUCAUUACCAGUUUCACAGUUUGUUUGACCUCGUUUGUAUAUGUCACCAUAUUAUAUCUGGAUAUUCGGUGUCUCCAUUCAGAGCAUACGUUUCUCUGUCCAGCUAUGUUAACUCUUCCCAUAUGAAUUAAUAACUGCAUUAUUAGGUACUUUGUAUUGCUGGCAAAUGCUGUGUUUGUGUGGUUAGGUUAGGAAGGUGGCUAACAUGAUAAACUUGAGCUAUUGAUCUUGUGUUUUUCUGGUGUGAUACUCUAGGUCACAGGUGUCAAACUCAUUCCACGGGGGGCUGUUUUCGCUCCUCCCUUAUACUUGAUUGAUGAAUUAACAUCACUAAUUAGUUAGGAACUCCCCACACCUGGUUGUCUAGGGCUUUAUUGAAAGGAAAAAACAAAAACCUGCAGACACUAGGCCCUCCGUGGAAUGAGUUUGACACCCCUGCUCUAGGUAGUAGUUUUACACCUGGGUAUAAUAAGCCAACCACCUGCUUUUAUGUGAGCUUUUUCUUAAUAAUAACAAUGUAUUCAUCUUACAUAUAUCUCAUUGGAAUGAAGCUGACUGGUCUUAUUUUAAUUUUUCCUGCUGUCACUGACCUUACCCCAUGUUUACUUCCUGGUCAGGUCACAUGGUCAGGAAAAAACUCCUGGCCUUAUGGUUGUCUCUAGUUACCACAGCCACAAAGUCAAAAUUGGCUAUAUCAUAAAAAUGUAUGAAAACAAAAAUUAUAUUUUUGGUAUUCGUUUAAGGUUUGGCAUAAGGUUAGCAGUGUGGACCGGGUAAAGUUUAGAAUUACAUUUUAAAAGAUAAAUUGUAGAAACAGGAAAAGUGUCUGCGCACUUCGUCAGAUGCAAAUGUAUUUUAAUUUUAGCUGAGCUUUUGGUCAGUCGACCAUCAUCAGAAUAUGAGAAAUUGUAGAAGUAGACAGAGUUUUUAUGACUUUGGAUGUGGUAAAUAGUGACAACCUGGCCUUACCUUUGUCCUCUGCAGACCGUAUACUGGGUUGUUACUGCAGAGGAAAACUGUAUAGUAUAAUAACUCAAGCUGGUGAAGGGGAAUGAACAGUAGAAUCCUAAAGCACAAGCUUUCUAAUGCAUGUCCUCCUCAGGUUUUCAUAUGUGCACAUGGGUGAAGCUGUAGACGUGUUUAAUAUGAGGCUGUACCUUCUUGAAUAUGACAUGUGUUUCUUUGCUGCUGAUAAACUGUUGUUUAAACUAACCUGCCAGUGAUUAAAGGGAAGUGGCCAUCUUUGUACAACACACUGCUGUUUUGCUGUAACUGCGCAAUGUUUUAUGAGCUGGAGUAUUUUAUAGACACUAGAAGUAUUUACCAAUAAUAUGAAAAGCAAUAGCUACAUUAUAAUGAAGAAUAACAUGGAUCACUGAAUGUUGAGGAAAAUCUUUAGGUUCACUUUUGAUGGAUUUUGUACUGUAUUUAUUACUAAUGAGGAUGCAAAAAGUUGCAUAGCUUAACCCAAACUGUUCUGUCUCCUGUUUUAUUUAUUGUCUGAUUGUAUAUGAUCUUUUUCUAUGUGUUUUUCAAAUAAACUCCCUAAAAUGCUGAAAAGACCUGU